AUGUCCAGUCAUCAUGCACAUCCUUCGCUUACUCACUCAAUCACAGUCACUGUGGGACCAAGUGGUGUGAAUAUCUCAUCUGCUCCAGUGCACAUGCAUAAUGCUACUGCUUCUCACUCUGGAAGUAUUCAUGCUUCUAUGGGAGCUUCUAUGAAUGGUUCCAUAGUAGCUGCUAGUAUGAAUGUCUCUGAAGUUGUCUCUGCGAUUUCCUCUCAAAUAGCAAGUCUGAAUGCUUCUCAAGGAGAGAGCCUGAGUGCUUCUCAAGUAGCAACUGUAAUUUCCUCUCUGGUUGCCUCCCAAGCAGCAAGUCUGUCUUCUUCUGAAGCGGCGAGUAUAUUUUCCUCUCAGAUAGCUAGCCUGAGUGCUUCUCAAGUAGCAACUGUAAUUUCCUCUCUGGUUGCCUCUGAAGCAGCAAGUAUAUUUUCCUCUCAGAUUGCUAGUCUGGUUUCUUCUCAAGGAGUGAGUCUGGCUAGCUCUCAAGCAGUGAGUAUAAUUUCCUCUGAAAACGCAGGCGCAAGUCUCAAUGCCUCCCAUGCCACCAUGUCAUGGUCUGCGGUACAGACUUCAGCUUUUGGCACCAUGGUUGCCUCAAUCAAUCCAAGUUCACUCAGCCAUUUUCCCUCAAGCAGUCCUGCAGUAGUUGGUCCACCAUGGUGGUCAAGCUAUAACCUAAGUGAAUCCAUGGAGAGUUGGCUCAGUUUUAUUAAGAACAACAGCAUGUGUGGCCAUGGUAAGAAAUUCUGUGGAUUAAAUCUUCAAUGUAUUCCUGAAGAUCAGCCAUGCACUGUUUAUCUCUCUAAUGAUGCAGUGAAAAACUUGAGUAACACAGCUUGGUGUGUUAAUUGUUCAUCAGAAGAAUAUUUCUGUCCAUUGUUCAUGCAGUGUAUCAAUGUUAAUGAAAGCUGUUCUUAUGAGAAUGUGGAUAAAUGGAUCAAUUCUAAUGCCAGUACGGGGCUAACUGAUUUGGCCUGUGGGGAGAACAAGACAUUCUCUUUCGCAACUAUGGAGUGUAUUCCGGCGAAUUAUCACCAUCAUGGACAUGAAUGUGGACAUGGUGAAGUGUUCUGUCCUUAUAGUGCAUCCUGCAAGAAUAAAACCGACUGUGCUCCUUUCCGAGAACUGAAUUACACUGAAGCUCUCAAGAAUGAUUCUUUUGGUAAGGAUGAUAAUAUAUUUUGAACCCCAUUGGUUGUCAGGUUUUAAACUCCAAUUUAAUUCAGGAAUGAGAAAAAUCAUUAGGCAACCAUUCAUCAACAAAUUUAGAAAAGAACUGGGAAAUACAUAGAUUAUAACUGGGGAAACAAAAACGGAGCCUCAAAAUUUAAUUAUCUUUUGAUGAAAGUGAUUACCUCUUUACUUUCUCAUUCACUGUACUUUUCAACUUUUAUCAAGGCGGCUUUUUCAUGAAACCAGUAACUCUUGAGAAUUUACCUUUUAUCCUUGACAACCUAACAUCAGUAUCCAUAUUCUUGAUACUCUUCUCCAUACAAUUCCUUGGGUGCUGACAGGGAGAAUUUGAUGAGCAAUCAAAGUUUCUUAAGUUGAUGAUCAUUUCCUAAAUAUCUGCAUGAUCCUUUAAAAAAAUGAUCCAGCAGUAUUAAUAUGAGGAGAAAUUACAAAUGCUGGUCAUUCUAAGGGUUUAAAGGGUUGGUGAGAGAGGCAAGUCAGUUUUCAUGCUCAUGUGUUGGUCAACACUACUGUCUCUGUAAAGGAAGUAAUGUUGAUGGUCUAAGAAUGCAAAAGAUAGGGCAGAAUAAGUUUCUGUUCCUAGUACAUUGAAGAAAAAAAAGCAUAAUAGGGACCAGUUUACACAUGCAAACUUCUAUGGAGCUGACAUUUCAUUUCCAUUUACGUGAGCAAGAACCUGUCUAGAUUUGCUAGACGUCAUGGAAAAUGCACUAAAUAUUUAGGGAACUGUUUUGAAAAUAUUGGAGUAUACAGAAUUGUCUGAUACCUUCUUUUCCUCUUUAGGCUGGGUUCGAAUGUGCCAAAUCAGAAAUCUGGUUUGUCCAAGGGUUGCUGUUGCUUUGGAGGAUUGUGACCAUGACAAGAAAAAAUGCAAUUCGUAAGUAAUGACAAAUGUAUCAGAGAAAGAUGUUUUUCAUCUUGUCAUGAACAUGGGACAAAGAAAAAAUUGGGUCUCCAUGUAUCAGUCAAUCAGUCUUAUGAGAUGGAUUUUUAAUGCAGUUAAAUACAAUUUACAGAGUGACAACAACAAAAAGCAUCAGUGUUCUCCAGUAGUCAGUGGUUUAGUGAGGACACUGAUCUGAAUUGAGCUAAAAUAAACUAUUUAGUGAGUAAUUAUCAAUUCAAUAAGGCAAAUCAUGUGUAUAUAAUAGUGCAAGAUAUUUCAAAGAGUACUAAACAUUGAAAAGAAACAAAAACUGAUACAGCAUAUUAAAAUCAUGACCAGAACAUCCUACAACUAAAUAAGUGGAGAUGAAUUUGAAAGUGAUGACGUGGAGUUGUAAAAACAACACAGUGGUCAAAUGGACAGAGGGAUAACUUCUGUCUGCCUGGGUGAAAAUUUCCUUGAAAAAAAUUUGCUCGCAAUGUGAGAAAAGGAGAAUUGAAACUUUUGUAAAAAUUUGUUAAAGAAAACAAAAGUAAGGGAAAGGAAAACUCAAGACUUUUUGAGCUUAUUCAAGUACAGUUAUUCUCAGUUAUUCUAUUGAUUUACUAUUCUGCUGUGAGCUUUACCAAGGCAGUUGUACACUUUGAAAACACUGUGACUUACUGGCUUGUGUGGUUGUUUGUAACUUGAGUGAAUCAACUUGGUUUUGACAGCUUGAAAGUACUCACCCUGGUCAUUACAAUGUUUGCACAAACCACAGACAUUUGAUUGCUGUAUUCAUAGAGAAAAAUGAUUUUCAUUCCUUUGACUGGAAAAGUUUAAUAGGUAGAUAAAUGUUUUAUGUGCAUUAAUGGAUCAAAUGCAAGUAUGCAACUGCAAGGAGAUUUGAAUACUGGUAUUACCUCGGUUAUCUCACCUUGGUUAUGUGUUCGAUUAUUUUCUUCAGGAGCUGUCCUGAGGGAAAGAAGGUCUGCAAUGAUCACCACUGCAUCCCUGAAGAUCAGAAAUGCUGCCCUGUGGGUGAAAUAUUUUGUAAUCAAAGUGACUCAUGCUUGCCAAAUGGAACUAUGUGUUGUCCAAUAGGUAAAGUCUGUUUUGAAGUUAUUACUUUGAUUUCCAAAGGCUUUACAGGCCUAAUUCCCCCUUACCAACCUAUGAGAUAUCUUGUUGGGUUCAAUCAGUUGUGUUCUAAUGGAUUACAUAUUCACAUUACUUCAGUCUUUUCUCACAUGGAUGUGUUUAAAUAUGAAAAUUAUGUUGAACCUGGUAAAGAUUUAAGCAAUAUUGAUGAUCCAUUUAAACAUUUUGCUUCAAAAAUUACAUCUAUCAGGCCUUGAAAACUGAAAAUAAAAUUGUGGUUAGUCAACAGGUUGGCCAAGUAGCUCAGCAUUUAACCUGUUGCACUUCCAAGAUUUACAGUGUAAAUCAAUUCUUGCCACUGUCUGCCAUACCUUUCUCACUGUUUUCCAAGAAUUUGACCUUAUACCAAACAAUACUUUAUGGUUGAUAUUUUUCUCUUUUCCCAUUUUCUGCUAGAAAAUGCAGAUAUUGUAAGGAGAGAUUAGGUGUUGGUCACUCUUAGGAGCCAAAGGGUAAAGGAGACUGGUACACCCUGUUAGCCAUGGGACUACAACAUCUUCUAGUAGCUUAAAAUAACACUGAAUUUAUUUUCUAUUUUAACAGGCCAACAAUAUUGCCAGUACACUCAGGACUGUGCUGAACCAUCAAAUUGUCUACCUCCAAUUGCCAAUCUUACCUUUCCAACAGUGUGGGAAUAUCUUCAGCUUGGUGCUGAUUUGAGCAAAGGAAUUUUUGAACAAAGUGACAAUGCUGUAGCACUUCGCAGUCUAAAGACACAUGGAGUAAAUGGAUCCUUGGAGUUUUAUAGCAAUAGCCAAUGGACUGCUGUCAGAGCCCUCACCCCAUCUAAUGCUCUGGUGUUGGGUAAAACAAGUUACCUGAGGUAAUAAUAAGAGAUUAAUCAAUCUCUUGAACAUUUAUCUUUUAAUUUUUUCCCAAUUAAGUCUUGAUGUGCACAGUUUAAUUUGGGAAGAUAGUGGCAAGAAACUUUGAGAGUGAAAUGGAAAAUUGAGCACUAAGGAAAAAGGAAUAGAUAUCUUGUUGUGCAUGUAGUAGAAAAAUUCCCUUGUCUGAGAAUUCCUUUGCAAAUGACUUUUAUGAUGAUUCCUGCUCAGGUGGUAAAAACAUCAGUCACUCCUAAAACAAUUUACAAUUGAAUGUCAAAAGUGAAGCAGGAUUGCUUUGUUUUUGCUUUACAUUGACCUGUGACUGGUCCAGAAAACAUGUACCUCCCUUUCAACCAAUCAAAUGCAAAACUUAAAAACCAAAUAAAACUUACCCUCACUUGUGCUUUUCCUGCCCUCUAGGCACUUGGCUCAUAAAAGUAUUUUCCUUUUUUCUGACUGGCCGUUGAGAUAACUCUGGUUUUGGUUAUAUGAUACUCAAGUGAAAAGUGCCUUUUGGAUAACAGUUCUUUGAAGGACAACUUGGACGAUUAGAUAUACCACUGAAUCUCUAGUUUGGAUAUUGUUGAAUUGAGAAGGCUAUGCAUGGGAAAGAGAAGAAUCUAGACUAAGAAAGAUAGCCAGACAUUCCUUAAAAUGAGUUUUUUGUCAAUGCAUUCACUCAUUGGUUCAUAUGUGUUCCUUUUGUUAGAUUUGUCCCAACAAAAAAAGGAUCUCAUGGAAUCGUGCUGGUCAACUUUACUGCUUACAGUGAUUCUUCCAAAGUUGGUCAAUAUAUGGAUGCAUCAUCUAAGCAAUGGACACAGGGAAAGACUAUUGCCAUUUUUGUAUUACCAUCUGUAGUGCCCCCACAAAUGGUGUAUAAUGGCUCCCAUUAUACUGUAGAUGAGGAUAGCAAGGGUGAAAAGGGUUUUGAUGUAAGUAAAAAGCUUUAAAACCACACGUUGACAAAAAGAGAGAGGGAAACUAAAUGAAAUUAUGUUAAGUUAAAUUAAGUAAAUUAAUAACAAGAAUUUCAUGUAAGAUCAAGAGAACCACUUCCCCCUGAUAAGUAUGAGUAUUCUCAUUACCUGCCGGCUGGAUAAUGUCUGAAUAUUAUAUGGAGAAAUUACAUGUUAAUCACAUCUGGGAGUUAAAGGGUAAAUAAUGGUGAAUUAUUCAUUAAGAUCAGUGGAAUAACAGAAGCUUUGAAGUGUUAACCAAUUCUCCUUGCCAGUGGCAAAGGAAACAUAAUAUUAUUAAAGAAUAUGGAGAAUGUGUAUAAUUAUAUUAGGGUGGAAAGUGAUUAGGGGCAUGGUCCCGCUAGAGUAGGACUGAAACAAUGGAAAGAAUUUCAGCAAGACUCAAGUCACCUUGUUCUUGUUUAUCAUUUGGAGAUGUAAUAAUUUCAUAAAUUGAUAUUUCCUUCUGUGUUAAUUCAUUCAUUUCUUAUUUGGGAAUAGAUAUGGGAUCACCUGUAUGACAGCUCUCCAAAAGGUGAUACUGAAAGUAACAUUCCUGAUGCCUUACUUGGAGAUGUGAACCGCAAAAUGGUUGAGCUUUACAAUGAGUUACUGGAGGAUGUUUCAUCUUUGGAAUUUGGGCUAAAAAUUAAAACCACAUCAGGUAAGUAAAGCUUUGAAAUGAACUAUGACCAAUAAUUGACAAUUAUUCUUUUAAAGUGAGAUCAAUGACCUGAAAUCCAAUCUUUAUCAAUAUUUAAAAAAAAAAACAGUUUUUAAAAAAAUAAACCUUUUGAAAUGAUAAUGUUGAUGGUUUUAUCAUUAUCCUUACUAAUAUAUAUUAUUAUGGUUGUUUUUAUUAGUUUAUAAUAUUGCAAUGUUACCAUUGUUUUAUGCUUUGAUAAUACAAGUGUGUAAGUUAUCUCCUAAUUUUUUUAUUGCAAUUAUUCUAUUCUGUAGAAGAUAUAAAAUUUAAAGGAGGAGACACCAAAAGCUACCAUUCCAACAUGACUGAGAUCAAAUUUACUCCCAAGAAAGACUUUAAUGGUAAUGUAAAAAUUAGCAUGGAACCCUUUCUGGCCUCUCCAAAGAAGUCCUCUUUGGCUCUUUCUCGCUUUUUCUCCCACAAAGUUACAGAAGCUUUGCAUAUGACGACUGAUUUGAAGGUGGGUGAGGCAUGAUUUGUCUGGAGUAGAGAGGGAAUAAACUCUUCCACUUUGUUAGCGCUAGUAGUGUAAAAAUCCACAUUUGUUUGCUUUUUGACAGGGAGAUUUACAGGGUUUGGGAAAGAAGGCACUUUUCAAGCUCAUUAAAGACAAUUCAAAGCCAUCUUCUGAAAGCAUCCUCACAGCUAUUAAGAAUUUAAAUGGUAUAACUUUGAAUUCCUCUGCUGAACAAGCCGUUUCUGCUCAUGUCAACCAGAUCAUCAAUUCAGGUAAGUUAACCCUUUACAUCCUAACAUCAGUAUGCAUAUUCUCCAUACUGUUCUCUAUACAUUUUCUAAGUUGCUGACUAGGAGAAUUUGUUAACAAUCAAGAGCCUCUUUAGUUAGUGAUCAUUUCCUUUAUUCUUGUGACCAUAUUGUUUGGUUCUGGGCUUAUGCUGUGUGGGGAGUUAGAUGCUUGUCUCUCUGGGUUAAUCAAAACUGUUUUUCUUGAUUCCAUUGGCUAUUUGGAGCCAAAUCCUGAUAUUCACCGGGGACAACGUUACUCAUUUUUUAAGUUAUGGAUUCACCGUUUAAGAAUAAACGGGGUAUUCUAUUUGCUUUGGAAAAUGGUGUGAAAUCCUCACUUGACGUUGUUUUGCUUUCACAGCUAAGGGCCCAGAUGGGGACUCCUUUUCACACGUAAGUUCACUCAGAAUGCGAUGAUCACUUGAUUUAUAAGUCACAGUAAGUUUCCUUUGUUGACGUCCUGUUACCCCCUUUAACUCCCAAGAUUCCAAUUGGCAAUUCUCCCUUCUAGCUGCUACACAUUUCUGUGUAAAUUAGUCAGGAGAAUUCGGUGUUACAUCAAAAUUAUAACUUCUACCUGACGAGGUUGAGUAUUCUCAUUGCCUGUCUGCCUGAUAUUGUAUGGAUAUUACACGGAGAAGUUACGUCUGAUCACUUCUGGGAGUUAAAGGGUCAAUGGAAUCUUACAAUUACAAUGUUGUUGAGAAUUUAUUGCCACCUAUAGCAGUUACAACCAAUUACGAAUUGAUUGAGUGAGUGAUGUAAGAAUUUGGAUUUGCCUGUAAAUUAUUUCUAUUGUUAGAAUUUUAAUAGACUGGCGCUUUUUAUUCUACUUCUACCAGAUUUCAGCUGAUAAGAUCAUCGAGGUUGAUCAAAAUGGAGAAGUUCUGUUUUAUGGUAAUUUGACUGUGAUUACCAUAACUGUAACAUCAGUGAAUGACCCACCGGUAUUAAAGAAAACCAGGGGAGAACUGGAGCCGCUUCCGUACGAGCUGUCUGCAGGAUGGAAUGCUGGCACCUUUAUCAAAGAUAUAUUUGACCAGUCCAAAACGGACCCCCUUGCGGAAGACAUUGACAACAGAACAAUGGAACUUGGAGCUGUCAUUCUGUCUGCAAAAAAUGGCUCUCUUGGACGCUGGCUGUACCAAAUGAAUAGCUCGGUGGCCUUUGAGUACUUUGCAUUUGACAAAGAUGCAGGGGAGGUGUUUCUUCUACCACCAACUGCCAGGUACAUGAAUACCUCCAACAUGGAAUUAAAUUUAAGUGGUUCAAUGAGAUCCAGGCAAAGCAAAAGUCAAGAUAAUGCCGACCAGUAGUCUCCUAGGGCUUUAGGGGUGAAGUAUUUUUACAGUGCUAUGUUUAGUGUCAAGCUGUCUUCGCUCAUUUUGUCUGUCUCAUGCACUGCUGAGUGUCGUUCCCUAACACUGGCGCCUGGUUAUCUCAGUUGUAGAGCGCUGGACUACUGUGCGGGAGGUGGAGGGUUUAAGCCUCAGACCGGACCAACACUCAAGGCCUUAAAAUAACUAAGGAUUAUGCUGCCUUUUAUGACAUUCGCAAAUGGUUGAACAUUCUAUUCUUCUCGGAUAAGGGCGAUAAACGAUAGGCCUCGUUCCGUGCUGAUUACAUGUAGCUACCGGUCUUGUUUUCUGAUCUUGAUUCCGAAAAUGGGGACGUGUGCAAACAUCUCCUUCAAAAAUUGUGAACUGCUCAAUGCAGUCUGGCCAAAGUCUCCUGCAUAGUGUUGUAAAGCGCCAUGAGCUAAUGGAUAUGGCGCUGUAGAGAUCUUUCAAAACACUAAAAUUACUCAAUUUGCAGAUAACCAAUUACAUAGUGAUCUGAAUCUUAACCUGAAGAUGGCGUGACUUGGUAUUUCUCUGUGUGUUGUGCUUACUCCCGUUUUACUUGACUUUGAUAUUUUAGGAUUAAGAUGGAACUAUACGACAACCAAACCAUUUGGAGCAGUUCAGAAGCGUUGAAAGGAGGAGCAGUGAUACAAGUCAGAGCGUGGGACAUGACCGAUGGAAAUGUACCUGGUCUUUUUAAUACAACAAUUUUAUCGGAGACAUCUGUUAGCAAGAAAUUGGUCAACCUUUUACUUCUACGGCGAGGUUGUGAUAACAAGACAGACUUCGCUGCCAAGAAAGAUCGAUGCGGAGUGUGCAGAGGGGAUGAUGAGUGCGUUGCAUGCGAUGGUGUACCUAAUUCGAAUGCUACAAUAAGUAAGUAUGUUUUACUAAUAAUUAUUGUAUUGUCAGACGCUGGUUGGUUUCAGAUACAUGAACUGAUUGUAACAGUUGCUGGCUUAUGCGUCAUUUUGACAAGGCAGCUUGCGGCAUACUUACAGGACAUAACUUUCCAUCUACAAAUUGAACGUUAUUGCUCUCUUGAUUUUUGUUCGAGAAGGUAGAAAACAAUGUUUUGACAAUUAUACCGAAGGCUAUGUAGAAGGUCAUAAGAAUUACUGGUAGUGUGUAACUAGCCUGAGGAAACCAGCAACUCUUUCCAACUCUCGAAGAGGUUAAAACGCAACCGGUACAUCUUGUGUUCAAGAAUUUUUAGGCAAUUUGUUACUAAAAUUGAUUACAAGUUCGGUGUCUUAAUUUAAGUUCGUUUUAUUCCUAGCUUAAAACGCAAACGGUAAAUCUUGUGUUCAAGAAUUUUUAGGCAAUUUGUUACUAACAUCAAUUACAAGUUGUCUUAAUUUUGGUUUAUUUUAUUCCCAGAUGAAUGCGGAGAAUGUGUUUUAGGCAAUACCAAGAAGGCUGCAAAUUACCUGGUUGACUGUGCAGGGCUGUGCGACUUAAGCAUUCAGAAUAAUGAUACUUGUGGCAAAUGUAUGUCUAAGGAUGACAUCAAAAACCUGAGAGAUUGUACAGGAUCAUGUUUUGGAAAAGCAGACAUCGACGAGUAAGUGUCAAGGAUAAGCACAUUUUGAGUUAACUGAGCUUGGCUAUAUCAAGUAACUUAGCCUUUCCAAGGGAGCACCAACUUAUUGUGGAUGAAUGAUUUGUGUCUCCACGACCCUCAGAGAUAAGUCGAUGGAAGUGUUGUACUUCUAAGUUAAGGCACCGGAGCUGAACAGGUCGAACGGUUAAGGCUCAGAUGAAUUAUGAUUCCAUGGAGGGUGGGCUGGAGGCUGAUAUCGAAUAGAAACAGAAGAUCACAGCCUUAAAUGCCUUUUGACAGACAGGAAGACAGAUAGUAAGACAGACAGACAGACAGACAGACAGAUGGACGGACAGACAGAUAGAUAGAUAGAUAGAUAGAUAGAUAGAUAGAUAGAUAGAUAGAUAGAUAGAUAGAUAGAUAGAUAGAUAGAUAGAUUUGUAUGGAAGACUCAAAGUGCUUUUGUUUCACUGUGUUGCAAGGUUGCCUUUUUUCGUUAUUGUAUAACUUUGGUUUACAGCAAGCAAACGUUUUGAAAGGAUCGUAAAAACCUCCAUAUUAGUUCAGGCUUGCUAUUUUAAUAAAAGGAUAUUAACAUUAAAUUUAUCCCUCUUGCGACUGCUACUCUUGCUAAAUCAAAGCCCCCAACUAACCCUAAAAAAAGCUUUCAAAGCAUUCAGUGUGAAUUUCAAGGGUGUGCCCUCUGUUGUAUUCUAGAUGCGGCAACUGUACUGGGGGGGCUUCAGGCCUGGCAAUCAACUUCCGCCAAGAUUCCUGUAGUGUCUGUGGAGGAGACAACUCGAGCUGUGUUGAUUGUCUCAGUGUACCCAACGGCGAUGCUGAAACCGAUGUAUGUGGAAAUUGCAAGAGUAAGAGUGAUUCUACAUUCAACACUGGCUGCCUAAAGUUUGGUUCCGUGGCUCCGGUUAGCGGACGAGCAGGAUCUCAGGUUCAGAUCACAGUUAAGGGGGCUGGUUUUAAGUCUUUGUCUCUCACCAGCUGUGAAUUCAAUCAUACAACUACGAGUCAAAAGUAAGAGCAACUCUUCGAUUGUCUCUUUUUUCUUCAGAGUUGUUAGACUAACUCUUGAUUUACACUCCUUUUUUGGAAGUUAAAGUUCUCAUUAUGUCACACUUUUUUUUUUUACAUAAACUUUAUUUAAGCUGAUAUGGAAUUUGUUUUAUUUUGCCCUUUUUUUACAAAAACUUGGCGAACCAAAUGAUAGAAGUCAGUACAAUAUAUACAUGGAUAAGUCGGUCAUUCGGAUUUCAAAAUUUAGCAAAUGUUAUUAAGGCCGCUAGAUUUAAAGGAAAAAAUCCAACAGCGUAUAGUCAAAGUUUUAGCGCAUGUGAUGUCAUGUCAACAAUUUGCGUUUUGCAUCACUCAGACUUCAAAAUAAUCGGUGUCCACAAUCAACAUACUUUUACAUUAUGCAGGGGGAAGCAAUUUUCGGUUUUGACACCCUCAUUUACUCGACUAUUUAGAAAACCCUUUUGAUAAGAAUGCGAUUACUGUUUGAAGCAACCUCUUACUGAGAGUCGAAAACAACCCGUUCAAUUCAUCUGCCUUAACUUUUACUUCACUGUGUUCUGUGAUUGGUCUAGAAAACUCAUUUCACCUCCUCGACCAAUAAUAUUCCAACUUAAAACCAAUCGCGAUUUUGGACAUAUUCUUAAGAUUGCUUUGCGUCCUCGUUGGCUUCCCGUUUUCCAAUUAUGGUUUUUGGCACCCAUCAAAAAGUGCUUCAACGUUCUAUUAAUAAUAAUAAUAUUAUUAUUCUAAUUAUCAUAAUUAUUAUUUUUAUCAUUUUCAGGUACGCUGCAUCACGUAGCGACCAUACUUCAAAUAAAAAUACACUGACCGUGACAGCACCGUCGACCUUGCCAACAGGCGUCUACACGGUCCUGUGCAGCUUCAGUGGCAACAUUAAAAUUGAAAGCGAGACCGCUGUGUUUACAGUGUACAACAGUUCAGUGAUUUCUCUGUCAAGUAUCUCCCCAAGCGAGACUGAAAUUAGCGACUCUGGCGCCACGAUUAACAUGACAAUUACUGGGACCAAUUUUGUCGACACUGGCUAUGUGGCUUGCGUUAGAGAGGGAGGCGCAAAGCUUGCGACUGGAGUUUUCGUGAGUUCCACAGAAGUUUAUUGUCCAAUUACCACUUUUAAAAAGUCUGCUCUUUUCAACGUCUCCUUGCAGUUUGGAAAGAAUGACCCUGCAGUUGAUUCCAGUGUCGAGUUUUCAUUUUAUGCCACCCAGCCGAGCGCAGCAUCACUAGCUUUUGAUAGUAAUCCCACCAAACUGUUAUUGUCCUUAGACAAGAAAGCAAAGCUUAAAUCGGACAAUCCUCAAUGUUCUGACUUUUUCGAUCAAGGAACGAUAGCGUUAUUCGCUGGCGACAGUAAGUGUAAAUUGGUGAGACCCAAAACAAUGCUGAUUCUGUUGGUUGGUGGUGGAGCGACGAUAAAACCAGGCGACUCAGUGAACUUUACAAAUGGCAGUCUAGCUUCGCUGGGAGAAGCCAACACUAAGUUUGUCGCAGGUACAACGGAACUCACCGUUCAAUCACCUCAAAACCCAGUCGUACCAGAAGUCGAAAUUCAAGGGGCAGAAUUUAUCGGUGAGUUGUGCAGUUACUGCCUCUCCAUAUAAAUUGUUGUAUUCCAUUAUGAGGUUUUUGUUCCUUUACCUUUCACUUACAGGAGUGACCAAAGUGAAUUUCUCCUUACAGUAGGGAUACAUUUUCAAGAAGAAAGUUGAUGAGAAGUUAGAAAAUUUUAAGAAGGGGAUGUUGUUUGAAUUUAACGCCAAUUUCUCAGACCUGAAAGUGUAGGGAAUACAUAACAAAGAGUGUGUAGAGUUAACAUUUAUAUUGUAGAUCUGUGAAUGGAAAGGUUAACACACGACUUCCCUUUACAAAAGCCAAGGUAGGAACCAGUCAGGAAACUAAAAUUCCUCGAAUUGAAAACACCAAUACGUAUCUUGUUAUCUCUUAGGACCUUGUGCUAGCCUAGAAAUUGAUACGGAUACAAAGGGCGAUGGCGGCCGACCCAUGACAUAUGAAUGGUAUGUGAAAUCCAAAGCCGGUGCAGAUGCCAAUACAACAUCUGAUAUGACCUCUCUCAAUUCAACUCUCGCCGGCUUAGCAUCCACGACAAGCUUCUUCACCAUUACAAAGGACAACAUUGUCAAGAACGUUGAGUAUGAAAUUGUUUGCAAAGUUACGAACUUCCUUGGAGAGAGUGAUGAAGACACUUUUUCGGUAACCCGCAAGAAUGAAGCCGUCCCAGAGGUCAAGUUGAACUCACUGGGUGAAACAAUGAGUAAAUCGGAAAGACGUUUGAUCCGUGGUAUGUCUUUAACUCCUUAAAUCCUAAGUAUGACUACGGUAUGAUUUCUCCAUACAGUGACACUGCUGAAUAAAACACAAAAGUCUUGAGAAUUAAGGAAGUGAUCUUCAAUUUAAGAAGCUCUUUAUUGUUAAAGAAAUUCUCCUCGUCAGUACCUCAGGAUAUGUAAAGAGAACAGUUAAUAAUAUAUAUUUUAUGGAGCCUGUUAGUUACCACCACCUUUUAAAUAACUAUAAGACUCUUUGUUCCCUGUAUUUUUAAGUAAUCCCUUGUCCGAGCUAGAAAGGGAAUAUUGAAGCAAGGAAACAAGCAAGUGAACGAGCUAGCAAGCAAACAAACUUUGUUACGUGAAACCACCUAAAUUUGUGUAUUGCAUCUUUUUUCUCUCCAGCCUCAGUUAGCUUGCCAGGGUGUAAUGGUUCCGACGCUGGCGGCUUCGCGUACACCUGGGAGUUGAAGGACUCAAGUGAUCAGGCUGCUGAUCUUGGUUCGGAUACAGAUGCCACCAAACCUUAUCUGAAGCUCCUAGGAAGUAACUUAAAAGGUGGCGAGGUAACAAUUCUAUGCUUCAAGUGUCAUGAAAAACUAUUAUAUUUGCUGAAGUGUAAGACUAUACCAGUUUCGACGGUAUUCCCAGAUUAUAAUUGGGCGCUACUAGCAACUGGGCUACGAAGCCACACGCAGGGAGCGAGGCAAAUUUUUAGAGGGUUCUUCUUUCCUGUAGAGCAAUCUGAUCGUGAUUGUGAACUGUAUGCUUCUAAACACAGAAGAUUAAUCCUUUAACUUGUCACAAACUCUUCCUUCAGUCGGGGACAUGCUCUUUGGAGUUGAAGACCAUCUUAAGCAAUGGGCCACACUACUCUUCUCUGCCUAAGCAGAAACCGGAUGAUCUAAUCAGAUUAGCACUGAAGAAGCAGAAAGAAUACUUAAAAGCACGGAGGGCGUAGCAUUGUGCCGAGAAAAAUUGUUAAGUAGUUGAAACACAAAAACAAAACAAAAACAAAACAAAAACAAAACAAAUCUAAAAGAAUAGGUUGAAACAGUGGCUUUAUUCAAUUGCUUAGCGGCAGGAAAGUUUCAGAACUUGUGGUUUUCUAAAGUUGUCGUGUUUUCUGUUUCUUUUGUAGAAUUACACUCUGACAGUAAAUGUAUUCGAUAACGAGAACAUUGAUAUAACCGCUGAAUCGUCUCUCCCCAUUCAAGUGUCGUCGAGUGAAUUGAAGGCGCGAAUUGCUGGUAUGAUAAAUGUAGCUUAUUAUUCAAGCCUGAGAGCCAAACCCGGCUCUCAGCCAUAGUUAUGUAAUUUUUAAGGGACUGACCAUUUUUAUCCCGGGGGGGGUGUGUGUGUGGAGGAUUUGGUUGAGCUCUGUAAUAUUCUUAUGAUCUUCUCUCUCACUGGCAAAUAAUUGACAGUUAAUUUAUAUAGCGCCCCCCCCCCCCUUCGUACUCUGUUGGCGACGGCUGAUUCCCUCUUAGUUUUCCUUACAAAGAUGCGAUUUCCCCUGAAAAAAAUCCUCCAUGUGGAUUCCAUGUUCACGUGGGUCAGUACGGUGAUAUGACAGAUGUCAACUCUGAUCUACUACUGAAUAGACGCACAGCAACAUGAAAUAUUUUUGUAAAAAAGACGCACAGCAUCGAUUUGCUUUGAACAGUGAACUGAAAAAAUGAAAUGACUCACCUACGAAGUUGUCCCUCUCUACUGUUUGUUUCUGUUUCCGCUUAUUUUGUGGCGACCGUCACCGCAUGUUUGAGUGUUCAUGAUGCAUUUAUGAUGUCGUCAGGUGGUGUGUCUUUCGACGUGGGUUAUGAAGAUUUCUUAGUGCUGGAUGGUAGAAAAUCAGAAGACCCAGAUGGAUCCAGCGAUGAAGCUAGGUAUCAAUGGACAUGUAAAGAUUCUGAAGGCGACUGCUUCUACAACAACGACCGUGUUAUUUUGCCCAAGACUGAUGUUGUUAACAAGAGUGUGUCAUCAUUUCUGCAAUCUGGAAAAACGUGAGUUGUGGUUUUUGGUUGAAACUUACCUACCAUUUCAGAUUUUACAAGUCACUUACUAACUGGCGUUUUCCAGCGCCUCAAGCAGCUUGAUAUUACUUCAAGCUCCCAUUGGCUCGGUGUGAUUUUUUCUCUGUUGUGAUUGGCUGUUUUGAUUACCUUAGUUUUGGUUUUAUGACGCUCAAAUCGAAACGCCGCGCUCUCUAUUAACUUAAGAUUCAUCAUUUAUUUGCUGGAAAAUGACAUUAAGAUGGUAAUUAAAAUGUAUAUUUUCGCUGAUAUUUGUUAUUAAACAUUGUAAACUUACAGGUAUACUUUUAAGUUGACAUAUCGUAAAGGUGCCCGAAAAGCAGUAGCCGAAGUCUCGGUUCGAGUGAAGCAGUGCUCCCCACCAAAUGUGAUUAUUCGACCUCAGAAGUCAAACAAGUUGAAUGCUGGAAAAAAAAUAGAAGUUCACGGAAAAGUUAAGGCUUUUGGUAACAAAGUUUCGUUGGACUAUUCCUUUGUGCUCGAAGACGGUAAGUUUACUAUCGUUUAUUCCUUUAAAUUCUUGAACGCGUGAUCCUCUCAAUAUUGGCUGACGAGAUUUGUGAUGAGAAGUAUGAUGGUUUUGAUCGUUCAAAAGUACUCAAGACACCAGUGCUUAGUGGCUCAGCCGCUCCACAAAGUCUAGGAGCGUGAACAACAUUGAGAUGUCGUUUUUCAGCUGAUGAAGACACAAUUGUGAUGUCUUUCUUAACCACUGUAAUGUAGCCUGUAUAGGUGGUGGUUGGGCGAUCGAUGAAGGCAAAUGGGCCAAGUUUGGAAAACAAGAAUGACAGAAUCGUUUCUUUUCCGCUAAAAACCCAAAGAAACAACCUUCUAGUUAAACCAGUCGAGAUUCUUUAGUGUGUUUAGUAAUCUCACAGAAUUUCCUGGGAACAAUUCCCGGUAUUUUGUUUUCGAUAGGGUAUGGGUAUGAGAGCGACGUCUCAGACCUUGUGUCAGUAACUCCUAAACCAGAACUCAGGAGUGCCACUACUCGACUGGAACAGGAUAUUGGAGUGUAUUUCAAAAAGAAUGUCUUUGACUCUGGGAAGUACAGGUUCCGAGUGUCGGCCAACACAACUGCUUGCAGUUCGUAUUCAGAAACAGAGUUCACUGUAAAUGGUCCGCCACUAGUAGGUGGGUACAGUCACAAUUAAUCCGUCUCAGAACAAAAAAAUAAUUGAGGGCGUCUUAUGAAACGCUAGUUUCGAAAUUGAGUUUUGAUAUCAUCUGUGCAAUUUAACUGUAAUUAUAAAAUCCGUAAUUGUUAUGUAAGAAGUUUUGGUAAUGUUAUUAUUUGUUAGUAGAUAUCGUAUCAUAGGUAGUGUGUAUAUUGUAUUAUAUGCAUCUGUAGUUCGUAAGUAAUUACAUUUAAUUACAAACACUUACAAUGUAUCGUAAGUAAUUUAAGUGUAGUGCAAAAUAGGGUUUAAAAAAAUUUUUUUUUGACAUCAUCUCUAUGACUUUCAUAAGAGUACCGUCAAUGCGAAUUGGCGUCGAUUGCCAUAAAAUGAGGUGUGGACUGUGUCUAUGUUAUGUUCUGUGUCAGGUACUUUUGAAGUGACCCCUGCAAGUGGAACAGUCUUGGAUACGGAGUUCACUUUAAGAGCAGAUCAGUUCAGUGACGAUCCAGACGACUAUCCCCUGACCUACCAGUUCGGGUAUUAUGAACUUAUUAACGGGGAGGAAUUUGCUUCCGUCAUAAGUUUACCAAAUCGUCGAAAGAAGAGAAAGGUUACCCUUCCACAAGGUUUGUGAUACGAGAGAGUGCACGGGCAAGUAAAUAUCUCAGCCACAUUGACAACUUUUUGAAGCAUUCACUUUAACAGGGGUUUUUAAGUAACUUUUUGUGCGCGUUUUUAGGAAGCUAUUAUCUCUACUCCCACGGGCAUUUGACCGUCGUCCAUGCCCCGGGGGUGGAGAAUUUGAACACUGUCUGGCUGGGGUAAAGAAUUUGAACUGGAAAAGCCUUCAUGAUUUCGUCUGCAAGGUGUAGUUUCCAAAGCUUGGUAAAUGAAUAGGAAGUCACAGUUGCUGAUUUUGUCUUAGUGUUUUGCCAAAAAAUUGACCAUCAAGACCGGCACUUGGGCAGGGCAUUUGAACACAAUUUUUGCCCCAGGGGGCGGAAUUUGAACAAACCAAUCAUCAAAAGUUCAAAUGCCCGGGGGUUGCCCGGGGGAUGUUUAUGCUUCGAAUUGAUCGGUGCAUCACUUGUUGAAAGUAGUAACUGAAGGUUCCUUACAUUACAUACGUCAUAUUUAGGGCUGAUCUUUUGAUUAAAGAAAAAUGUUUCAAGUAAGAGCUUGAUUUACCUUUUCUUGUUUAGAACAGUCUCUCUUAGUAUUCUGUCACUGUAAACCUUGGCUACUAAUAAAGAGGAUACAGGAAGGAGUCAUCGUUAUGUUUAAAUCUGUUUUGGAUUACAGGCGACGAGAACAACAACAAUACCCUCCGAGUGUUUGUACGGGUUUUUGACAAAUUUGGGGCCAGUGUGAUGACCGAGAAGACUGUUCAGGUUUUGCCUAAAGUGUUUUCACUAGGCGAUCUUCAAGAUUUACAGAACUCUGCAACGAGUCUAGAGGAAAGCGGAGACUUGGAGAAUCAAUUAGGUGAGAUUUUUGUGAUGCUUUUAAGUGACUUCGUUUCUGUUUCUCGUCGCCGAGCAAAGGGAGAUAGGAAAGGACUGGGAGAAGAGAAUAAAGAGAUAAGAAAAAUUAAAAAGAAAGGAAAGGAAAGGAAACGGGAGGGGAGUGGGAAAGGGCAGAUGAACCAAGGAGGACAGGAGAGGGGAGGGAAAAAAAAGGAGAGAGGAGUGGGAAAGAGAAGAGGAGUAGUUCAGAUAAGGUUAGGACAGGACAGUAGGAAAGGGAAAAGGAGAGUGGAACGGGGUUGGACAGGAGUGGGGAGAGAAAGGAAAGGAGAGGGGACUGGUAAAGAGAAGAGUAAAAAGGCAAAGGAGGUUAGGAUAGGACAGUAGGAAAGGGAAGAGGAGGGUGGAACAGAAGUGGAGAGGAGGAGGGGGGAGAGAAAAGAAAGGAGAGGAGAGUAGUAGAGGUGAAGAGGAGGGUGGUACAGCGGAGGACAAGAGGGGGAAGGGCAAAGGAGUGUGGCUUCAGCAAUGUGGAUGAAAGUGUCACAACAGGCGAGAAGCCAAUUUGUUAGCGCGUUUUGUUUGUAGAUUGAAUUUGAUACUUCUGCACCCACGGGAUAGCAAUUUCCGGCCAAGAAGAUUUAGACAGGAGAUAAGUGUUGUUUAACAGGAAUAUUGCUGUUUUAGGUACAAUGAAUACCGUACUGUCUGCUGUCUUAAGCACCGGUGCCAAUGCGAGUGAUGAAGUGAAAGCAUCUCUGAACGCGAUUAAACAGCAAUAUACUCAGAUGGUGAGUAUUGUGUAUGCUUAGUGUAUCAUAUAUCUGGUAAAGCAUGGACCAGGUGAGGACGCUGCAAAUUCAGAACCAGCCAUAUUGGGUUUGUAUUGGCUGCAAAUCUAGUAAACACGGGGGUUAAGUAGGUAGCACGUUGGACUCCUGAUCGAAGGGCGGGUUAGGUUCGAGUCGUGAUAGGGACAAGUUUCUCUAGAGGCAAAACUACUGUCAAUGAGCCUCUUUAAUUUCAGGAGUACGAAUAGAUACUAGGAGGGAAACCUUGUAAAGUCCAAGAGGCAACCCCAGGUAUCCUGUAGGAUAAGCAGUUGUAGCAUUGGACCCCCAGCUGGCAAAUUUCUUUAGGUGCUUUGUUGAUUGUAGUCAUUCUCACGACAGGCUGUUAAUGCGCUGGAAGCGGUUUCGGGCGACAAAGAUGCAGAGAUGAAUGCCUUGUCUACCAUGGGGAAAACAACGGAAGGAGGUGCCGACGCGUUCGAUGACUCCACCAAGAACAAUUUCUUUUCUUUGUUUAAAAAGUUGCACACGAUUGUUUCGUCGCAAUCUAGAAGGAAACGACGAGCGGUUGAGAAUGAGAUUCUCGAUGUGGAUUCACUGACUGGUGAUGAGGUGAGGACUCAAUCAAAGUUUUUCAUCCCGAGUCGAAUGUAACUGUGAAGAUUUCCAUUCUACGUGUGUUUCAGUCGCGUGUUCUUCCAAUGGUUUCGGUGGCUUUGUUUUUAUUUUAGAACGGUUCACUCGUCGAAAGAAGUUUUUUACUUGCUUUUUUUUUCUUUCAACCAACAGUGGAUGCAAUUUUUGGCUUUGAAUUUAUAUACAACUGCGGGCUAGUGCAUGCAAUAUUUUCCAGGUUUUUAACCUCUCUUAAUUCAGAUUUUUGUUGAUCAAACGAAAAAUGAACUCCACCUUCCAUCACACAUUUAGAUUUUCUCUUUAGUUUGCUUCAGACUCAGUACGUAUCUAGAACUCGUUUAGUAAGAGGUUUAUCUCAUCCAGUUUUUUCAUCCUUACUAUUCCCCACACUUUUCAGGCUGAGACCACUCUUAGACCUCCGUCGAACCUCAUCGCUCCAGAUGUCUUCACGCUGGAAGAAUCAACCCGGAAGAGCGACUUCUUAAAUCUCGUAGACUCAAUCGGACUGAAGGUGUGCGCUGGCCAAGGCACCGGCGCUCCGGCUGCGUUCGCUAGAACAAACAUGGUCACUCUGCGCGCUGAAACAUUGAAUUUCGCCGGUAUAGACGACGUUAGCAUAAACAUGGCGUGUUCAGACUGUCCCACGUACGUGAAGCAAACCGCCAAGAUGACUCUGGGAAAGACUCUGGAAGCGACGUACAAGUCUUGGAGCUGUUCGUCUUCAGAAACGUGCAGUGGAGCUUGUAUUCUCUCCACUCAGGUGGGUUUAACUUUCGGUGAUCAAUAUUAAGAAGCUAAUUUCACGACCUCUGCAAUGAAAAUACGAUUAGCUAAUUGGCUAAGAAAUGCACCCACUCUCUGCAUUGCUUUCGAGAAAAAUCAGGUUUCUUUUCGUGUUUCAGGUGUUCUUGGCACGAGGAGAAGAAAAGUAUACACUUGUUUCCAAACCCUUAACUUUCCCUCCGUGUGAAAAUAAAAGUGACAGACUUUUCUUGAACUUGAGAUUUGUAAUUAAUGAUCAAAUAACCUAUUCUAAUACUUGUUGAUUUUCUUUCCCUCCAUACCAGUACCCUGAAGAUCUUUUGUACAAUCAAACUGACUCUUCUCGGCUAACUGAUAUCGUCGAUGUGAAGUUGUAUAACCCAACCACAUUUCGAGAGGUUACCGUCGGGUCUUUAGCUGAGCCGGUUAUGUUCUUGAUUCCGCUGCAACCAGGAAAAGUGUUUCCAAAUGAAAGCACGAAUUCUGCAGAGGUGAGUUUGAAUAGAGUAACAGGAAACAGUCCAGGGGAUAGAGCAAUUUUAAAUGCAUCAUGAAGAGAAAUCCAGGAAUUUUUACGCAGUGGGAUUGGUGUAGAAAACUGGCGCUUAACUUUCAACCAUUCAGAUGCAUUAACCAAUCACGGCUAGGUGACUCGUGUUUCCCGCGCUCUGGGCAGCUUAGAAAUUUUUUUUCUCUGUGUUCUUAUUGGCUUCCCUUGACAUUUUACUUUGCUCUGUUUGACGAAUGUACAUGUAAUUACAUCGGUCUUGGUUUUACAACACCAUUUGGUUCAGAGGCAAUUUAUACGUAGUGCUACAAUUGCGGGCCAGCAAUCCUAAAUACAGGGUCAGAGCAAAGUCUAGAUCCUUGUAAAGUUAUGGAAAUUUGAAAAAUUGUUAUUGCGACUUCGGAAAAAUUCUCUAUUCUCCACAUAGUGGGAACGCUUAUCGCCAUCGGAGAAUUUCAACUGCUUUUAUACUUGCGCCAUGUGAUUUGAAUCAUGACCAUAAGUCUUGGAAAUGAAAAUAAUGGUUUGGAACAAGUCUUUAUGAUUUCCUGAACGUUUUGCUAAAAAAUGCAAACAAGCUCUGAGUCCACGAAAUGGCUUUGGGCUUUGAUAAGUUGGAACCACUCGCUUAUCUGAAGCACGAAACAGAAGAAAUGACUUUCGGAAAGCGCAAAAAAAAAACAUUUCUCUUCCUACAAACAUCAAAAUUUACUAGUGAGCUCAGUAUUGAUGUUGUAGUGAUUCACGCAUUCUGUAUUGUUGCUAUUUAGUGCAAGUUGUGGAGCUCUGGUGAAUCAAACUGGACUACAACUGGAUGUGUAUCAGGUCGUUCCGCUGUGAUAUCAGGUAAUGUGACUUAUGUUGAGUGCAACUGUACGACACUGGGAUACCUAAGUGCGUUUGUUGGCCCAAAGAGGGAAGAAGUUACCACUCCCGCCCCAACCACUGCUGCACCAACUACUGCCGCUUGUGAACUGGAACCAAAGAGCUCAGGUGUCAACGUCAAGUUUGCUUUCAACGUGUCAUAUAGCAGCAUAAUUGGAAACGACAGCCAGAAGGCAGCUGUCGAAGCGAACAUUAUUAAAGCCCUUACUGACUCAUCGAACUUGGAUGAAUGCAGUAUACAGGAUUUCAGCUUGACAGCUGGUAGUAUAGUGGUGGACUUUGUCGCGGUGCCCAAAAAAGGUCAGACCACUGCCAGCAUACUGCAAGAAAUUACCAAGAUUGAAACAAAAGUCAAGGCAGGUACCUUUCAAAUCACACUGCCGAAUGGCCAGGUGAUUUCCGCUGACCAGAGUUCGUUCGAGUCCACCUUAGUAACUACUGUUACUACAACUGCUGCUGUUCCUCCAACUGAAAGUGAAUCCAAUAAUACGACUGUAAUCAUCGUAGCCUGCGUGUGUGGGGGAGUGGCUUUGAUUGUGAUCAUCGCCAUCACUGUGUACUGCUGUAAGAAGAAACGAGGAGCUGGGAAAAUUUCACCCUCCACCUCACCAGACCCUCAGCGUAACAGUCGCGAGGACGUGGAAAUGAACGAGCGGGGUCAAUUUAUUCGGGACAAAGACCAUCCAGGUGAGUUGCUAUGGACGAAGAAAAUAAUUAGGAACAAUUCUUCAUUUAAGAAAUUCAUUACCGUGUAUUCUCUGAAUAAUAUUUCAUCGCUUGUACUUUUCAAACCGUAAGGUUUUAUUCUCCAUUCGUUUUGGAUUGUAUAAAUUCUGUUUGAGCGUCUUUUUUUCCACCCUCAUCAUCCUUCGUUGUCCGUUUUAUCUUGCUUGUCUUGUUGCUUGUUAAGCAAGCUUUGGAUCAGUGCAGAGAGAAAUUGUGCAUGACUAGCUCUCUAUCCAAACCAGCCUAUCAAUGCUUAUCACUUUGUUGAAUCAAAAUAUUGAUUGUUGGCGGUCUCUUUUCUUACCCAGGUGCAAAUAACAACAGAGGAGCCGAUUUCUAGGUCCUUUUUAUACAGUUGAACGAGGUUGGCGGAUACAAGAGCGAUGUCGAUGCAUGAAAUUAAAACUGUUUCUUAUCAAGAAUUCCGGAACCGGCAUGAGGAAGUUCAAAAACAAAACAAACAACUCAGUAUCACUUGUGGUAUACAAACCCAAAUUCUCACCAAGUUUCUAACCAUUUGGCCUGAAAAAAAACUCGGAAAAUUUGGGAUUGAUUUCCAAUGCUGAACAAAAAGUUAUCUGUCGUGAAAUUAGUUGGUAAGGAAAAUUCGUGAUUAAAUUCACAAGCCACAAAAGGCGAAUGAAACCUCAUAAGUAAUGUAAAAUAGUUCACAAUUUAACCUAUGUUAAAUUAUCGUAAAAACGCGUGUGGAGCACGAUAAGUCUAGGCUCGAUAACAAGCCGAUUUUCGAGAAAAUGAAACGGUCCUCCAUCUCUUCCCCCUUAAAAUUUUCCUUUUCCUUGCUCCUUUUUAGGAGGGGUCACUGAAGACCGAACUCAAGACAUCGUUGAAAAUCCAGCCUACGAUAAGUCGGAAUACCUUGUAGAAACUUUUUUUUCUAUUUGAGACAUUCAAAAGUACACCAAAACCCUUUUGCUCAAAUUUUAUUUAUAGCAUGUUGUGAAUUUAUUGCCAGC
Messenger RNA from Pocillopora meandrina, 22582 nucleotides. Lineage: Eukaryota; Metazoa; Cnidaria; Anthozoa; Scleractinia; Pocilloporidae. The record is from the annotation of a GenBank genome assembly.